Molecule: messenger RNA, 1307 nt
Organism: Glossina fuscipes
Lineage: Eukaryota; Metazoa; Arthropoda; Insecta; Diptera; Glossinidae
Exons: 3
Coding region: 75-1271 (398 amino acids)
Molecular function (GO): serine-type endopeptidase inhibitor activity
Source: RefSeq, a predicted model, not a curated record
UAGUUUCGAGUGUUGCUGUAAAGGUUGCUGUAAAAGCAGAAAAUUCCACAUUUAAAAAGAAAGUGAAUAACAAAAUGGCAUUAAACGAACAUUUGAAAUACCAGUGGAAAAAUUUUAUUACUUUACUGCUUUUAAAUAUCUUGGCUCUAGUCGCUGUAAACGAUUCUUUGAUCGUUAAGGCUUCGGGAGUCUCUAAAAGUUUUGAAAAAUUUGCAGAAGAAUUUUUCUAUGGAGAGAUGCAGAAAAAUCCCGACAAAUUCAUAUUUGCGCCCUUCGUCGUACAAACUUUUGAAGACAUGAUUGGAUUAGCCUUCAGCGACAAGCCUAUACAGCCCGAUGAAGAGUUCAGUCAAAUUAUAAAGCAUAUCGGGGGAGGUGAUGGCGUAUCUAUAAACUUCACUGUCUACUCGCCCGAAGAACAUGACCUCGACUCCGAUAAACUUGCACUAAUUAGACAAAACUUUCCAACCUUUACAACUUUCGCUCAUAUUUCUAGCUCACAAUCCUGGAUAGCGGACGCUAUAAAGGCACACAAAAAUAUGUUAGAAUCGCUUGAGAAAAUUACAGGUAUUAGGCAGAAAGUUUCCGACAAGUUAAUGACUUCCAGAACAAAAGUUAUAACUGAUUGGCAGAGUCCAUUCGAUCAAACAAAUACAAAACCGGGCAAAUUUAAAACGGAAACUAAUGAAAUAAUCCUACCCUUCAUGCAGCAAGAGAGUACAUGUCGUAUGAGCAUAAACGACGACUUAAAAGCCAAGAUUGUCGAGAUGCCGCUUAAAGAUGAAAAUUUCAAUGUAUGGUUUUUUUUGCCCAACGACCAAGAUGGUAUGAAAGAUUUAGGUGAAAAACUAAAAGCAGAGUCUUUAAAGAAUAUUGACAGCGCCAUGAUCGAGCAAGUAGUUGGUAUCAGGUUGCCCAAAUUCAAAGAUUCAACUGAAAUAAAUUUAGAUGAAGAGAUUACAAAGGCUGGUAUACAAUAUCCACUUGAGGUAAAUAGUGAAAAUCCUGGUGCAAUUAUCGAACGGCCCGCCAUUAAUAUUAGAACUGAUCUAACAAUGUGCGAAAGUCUAGCCUCAAAGGAUACUGUCGAAACGAUCGAUAUUGGAGAGGCAGUCGUGGAUGAAGUAAGCCCGAUCUGCAAUAUGGAUGGUUGCGUUGAAUUCAAUGCAGCUCAUCCGUUUAUCUAUCAUGUCGUGCAUAAAGGAAAUGACAAAAUAGUUCCAAUCGUCAUGGGCUACUUUAAAAAUGUAAACAUUAAUAAAUCAGCAUAAAUUGUAUUAAAGUUUCUUUUUUAAAGAGUGCGAACG